This is a messenger RNA of Penicillium waksmanii, 1380 nucleotides long. RefSeq names its product cation diffusion facilitator family transporter. Lineage: Eukaryota; Fungi; Ascomycota; Eurotiomycetes; Eurotiales; Aspergillaceae. Gene Ontology annotation, biological process: transmembrane transport; monoatomic cation transport. Gene Ontology annotation, cellular component: membrane. The transcript is spliced from 2 exons. Bases 1 to 1380 code for a protein of 459 amino acids. The record is from RefSeq and is a predicted model, not a curated record. Gene Ontology annotation, molecular function: monoatomic cation transmembrane transporter activity.
AUGGAGGAACAUCUACGUCAGAGUCUCUCCAACCACCCAAAUGCUUUUCAGCAUUUCCAUAGCAGCUCGCCCCACUCGUCGCAUAGGUCCCACGACAGAAUGGCUCCGCGCCCUCAGCAGGAAGGCACCUCCACGGCCAUCGAACUCGAGACUGACAUGAGCCAGCAUCGCCAUGGCAGUUCUGACGAGGAGGGAAUGCCUCCACCUCGCUAUACCAAGGCCACCGACCCGUUCCACCUCGCAUCCAAGCUCAAAACCGAGGAGGAAAUCCGCCAAAUUAAAGCCAACACUAGCCGCAAGCGCGACUCCGCCUCUCCAACCCCCAAAGUCAUCGAACUGGUCCGCAGUACUGGUGACCGUGGCAAGGCGGCCCUCACCACCCGGAAACUGCAGGGCUUCUACGAAAACCAGAACGAGAAUAUCGAGCGCAUGCUCAAGCCUGUGGAGGAACAUGUGCGGGAAGCGCGCGACCUGAACGAGGAAAAUAGCUUGAAGUACAAGAUCGCUGUGUACGCUAGUUUUGCCGCCAACGUCAUUCUGUGUGUUGUUCAGGUGUACGGUGCCGCCUCGUCCGGUUCCCUGUCCCUGUUCACAACCAUGGCCGACGCCAUCUUCGACCCCAUGUCCAACCUCACCCUCCUUCUCUGCAACAAGGCCGUCAACCGCGUUGACCCUCGUAAAUUCCCCGCCGGCAAGGCUCGUAUCGAAACGGCCGGGAACAUCUGCUUCUGCGCCCUCAUGACUGCUGUCUCGAUGAUCAUCAUCGCCUUCUCCAUCCGCGAGAUUGUCGCAGGCUCCGACACCUUGGUCGCAGAAUUCCACCUCCCCUCUAUCAUCGCUGUCUCUGUUGCUUUCUUCACCAAGCUUGGGCUGUUCCUUUACUGCUUCGCUCUGCGCAAUCAGGUCUCUCAGAUCCGGAUUCUGUGGGAAGACCACCGCAACGAUCUUCUCAUCAACGGUAUUGGUGUGAUGACCUCUAUCCUCGGUAGUAAGAUCCGCUGGUGGAUUGAUCCGAUGGGUGCCAUCAUCCUGUCGUUGAUUGUCAGUGGGCUGUGGCUGCACUCUGCUUAUGGCGAGUUCCAGCUCUUGAUUGGUGUCACCGCGGAUACCAAGAUGCAACAGCUCAUCACUUAUAUCUCCAUGACUCACUCCCCUCUCAUUACGGCCAUCGACACAGUCCGAGCUUACACCUCUGGCCCCCGUCUUCUCGUCGAAGUCGACAUCGUCAUGGAGCCCAAUGAGUCUCUUCGUGCGACCCACGACGUGGCGGAGGAACUGCAAAUCAAACUCGAGUCCCUUCCAGACGUGGAGCGUGCUUAUGUGCACGUUGACUACGAGACUACUCACAAGCCGGAGCACUUUUUGAAGAAGGAGCUCUAA